This is a messenger RNA of Athene cunicularia (burrowing owl), 4677 nucleotides long. RefSeq names its product cysteine and histidine rich domain containing 1 (gene CHORDC1). The coding region runs from base 625 to 1275 and encodes 216 amino acids. NCBI's taxonomy places the organism in Eukaryota, Metazoa, Chordata, Aves, Strigiformes, Strigidae. The transcript is spliced from 11 exons. The record is from RefSeq and is a predicted model, not a curated record.
GCAUUGACAUAAUCUAAUAGUUAAGCUUAGAAUAAAUAUGUUAUUAGGAAUUUUUUGUAAAUAAAAAUUGGUAGAAAGUAAGGACUUCUGCCCCCAAAGUGGUUUUGGAUCUUUCAGGUUUUUUGUCUACAUUCAGCCUGCAGUAUAUUCCCACAGUGAUGAUUGAUGUAAGAGGCCAUUAAUCUUCUCUUCAGAAUCUGAUGGCUGAAAUAAUAUAUGCAUGUAUUUUCUGUAGAAACCCUCAUUGUUUCCAAAAAAUGAGCAAGUGGCAACUGGCUGACAUGAAGGACUGUAUGCCUCUUAAAGAGAGGCAGAAAAAACAGCCUGAGAGAAAGCAUUAAAGAUUCAUGUACAUAUCAUCCAGGUGUGCCAGUCUUUCAUGAUGCUCUCAAAGGUUGGUCGUGCUGUAAGAGAAGAACAACAGACUUUUCUGACUUCUUAAGCAUUGUGGGCUGUACAAAGGGUCUCCAUAACAGUGAGAAACCUCCUGAGCCUGUUAAACCAGAAGUCAAAACUACCUCUGAACGAAAGGAGCUCGCUGAACUGAAACCCAAAUUUCAAGAACACAUCAUUCAGGCACCAAAACCAUUGGAAACAAUUAAAAGGCCAAGCCCAGAUGAGCCAAUGACAAAUUUGCAGCUGAAAGUGUCAGCUUCCUUGAAGCAAGCACUAGAUAAACUGAAACUGUCAUCAGAAAACGAAGAGAAAAAAGAGGAAGACAGUGAUGAAAUCAAGAUUGGGACAGCAUGUAAGAAUGCAGGCUGUUCAAAAACCUACGAAGGACCACACAGCACAGAAGACAUAUGCAUAUACCAUUCUGGUGUACCUAUAUUCCAUGAAGGGAUGAAGUACUGGAGUUGUUGUAAAAGGAAAACAUCUGACUUCAAUACGUUUUUAGCUCAAGAAGGCUGCACAACAGGAAUACACGUAUGGACUAAAAAGGAUGCGGGUAAGAAAGUAGUUCCAUGCAGGCAUGAUUGGCACCAGACUGGAGGAGAAGUAACUAUUUCUGUAUAUGCUAAAAACUCUGUUCCUGAUCUGAGCUAUGUAGAAGCAAAUAGCACAAUGUUAAAUAUCCAUAUUGUAUUUGAAGGAGAAAAGGAAUUUCAUCGCAGUGUGAAAUUAUGGGGAGUAAUUGAUGUAAAGAGGAGUUAUGUGAACAUGACGGCUACAAAGAUUGAGCUUACUAUGAGAAAAGCAGAGCCCCUAUUAUGGGCAAGUCUUGAAUUACCGGUAUCCAACACACAACAGAAAAAAGAGAAUUCAGAUCAAUAAUGUUUCCAAGAGACAAGUUAUUUCCCCUUAUGAAGUGGUGACUUGCUACUGUAAUCAAAUAUUCAACUUUUAUAUAGAUUCUUUUUUUAAUGCUAGAUCCUGUGUUCUGUUCUACAAAGAAAUUUGACGCACAGUAAAUGGGGGUGUAAACCUGAAGAGUAAUAGCUAUUUCUGCUCUUGCUCCCAUGAGUAUAUUUAUUCUAGUUGGAGAGCCUCCAUGGGGAUUUAGAGUAAAAGAGCUAUUGCCCUGUGCUUACAACCUUACCUGUCAUGCAUUGACUAUCCAAAUAGAUGUGUUUGUUCUCAGUCCACUGUGUGUGUUAAUUUUUCAAGUGUUUGGUUUAGACUGGAUCUACUGGGUAGCACAUGUUAAAUUCAGCACUGUUCAUUUAUGAAGCAUACAGUAAUACAGAUACAAAAAUCUGAGUUUAUGAAGUGAUUUAGCAUGCAGUGUACAGCAUAAGCAAAACACUGUAAUUGGAAAUCAAGACCUUAUUUUUGUUUUCAGUUGUCCACCAGUAAAGAUUGGUGGCUGAAAACAGGAUGGUUUUAAAGGUGAGACUUUUAUCCAACUCAUGAUGUUGCUUUCUCUUUCUGCUUGAAAUAGUUUCCUAAUUUGGGAUUGCAGCUAAAAAACAAGCCAAUGUUUUCAUAUGUCAUGCAAAAUAAACAUGAUUAUUGUGCCAAAACUUACAUAUGUAAACAAGUAGUCCUGUGGAUUGUGAGAUGUGUGGAUACUCAUCUGCCCACCUUGACAGACCUAGAAUAACACCAAGAGAAACACAGAACAUAGUAAAGGCAUUUUGAACUUAAAUGUGGAUUGCUAAGAAUCUUACUGUUUUCCACCAGGUAUUAUUUGACUUGAGCUCAGAGUUCUGUUUCCAGCAGUACUUGGAAUCCUACUUCAUGCCUAAAGUAAUAGGAAAUACAUUACCAAAGAAACCAUCCCCAAACACCAGGAAAGUAAUACCAGUGCUGUAUAUAUGAAACUUGGUUUGGUGCUUCUUUACUUUUUCUCAAUUACUUGGAGGGAGUGUGGUUGUUUACUCAGUUGGGCUCCUAUUAGAAGUUCCAGCUCCAAGUUCUGUCUAAAAGAUUCUAUUAACCUUUAAUAAUGCCUCCUAUUAUCUUUUUAAGGAAAUUUGAAAUGUCAGGUGCUAUGAAGUGAUAGGGACAAGCUUACAAAAAUGUAUGCCUGCAAAUGGUCCUCUAAAAAUUUAACAGAUGUUCCCUGAUGUGUUUUGAACCAAGAAGUGGAGCAGUUAUUAGUAUAAUACUAAGAACAAUCAUUUCAGUGAUGAAAAGUUCUAGAUAGCUGUAGCUACUAGCAUGCCAUCUGUAUUUUUGUAUGCAGAACUCUGAACUUGGACAGCAAAAUGAGCAGUGUUUAAAAGCCAGGAUAAAGUUCUUAUUUAACAAGCAAAUUCAAACGUGUGCUUAUCCAUAUGGAUAUAUUAAUACCCUAAAUAUCUUAUGUUUUCUACAUUUUUUUAAACAUAUUUUCAAUUUAUUUGCAUCUUCACAUACAGUAGGUUUACAUAAUGUAAAAUCCAUUUUUAAAAAACUAGAAGCAAAAUGGAAUUUAUUAGGAAAACAGAAUUUCUGUUUUUAAGCAAGUUAUAUUCUUCCUUACUUUACUACAGGCUAAAUGGAGAGAAAUGUCAGUGGAUGGACCUUCUGCUGUUAAUGCUGCAGGCUUUGGGACCCCAUAACUAUGUGGUUUAGAAUCACAGAAUUAGAGAAUCAUUGUUGCACUCCUUAAAAUUACAUUCUUCUGAUAGCUGAGUCAACUUGGCCAUAAGCAGAAGAAACACCCUGUAAACAUGGUCCUCAGCUUUGCUUUUGCUUUUCAUUCAUUCCUCCUACUCUUUUCCUAUUAUUCAAACUUUCAGCACAAAAUUAAAAGAUUUUCAGGGGUUCCAUAAUGACUUUCCCCACUAGUGGCAAUAAAACCACUUGUAAAAUUCACCCGUUUAAAAAAGUAAGAAUCUUGCCUUUGAUCAGGCAAGAAGGUAUAGGUUUUACAAGUAAUAGCCUAGUUUUAUGUGGCCUGUGAUGUUUUUCAAAGUAGAAGGAUAAACUUUCAGAUGGUAUAGACUGCCAUAAGUCUCUUGUUUAACUGCAUUAAUUCUUAGCAGCUUUUUAUAACCAUAUGUCUGCAUCCAUUAUCAAGCUGCAAAAACUGUAUCACAUACUGAAUUUGAGUGUUUUGAGCAGUUGCUAAGAACAGGCUUCAACACACCAGUGUUUGAUCCUGGUAUUUCAUGAAAUGACAUCUUGACAUGGGUAGUGGUAGCUGACGCUUCAGUGGAAUAUUGGUUAUGCUGUAGCUUUUAUUAGUAAGUGUGGAGAGAUGGUGAAACCAGCUAUAGUGUACCAAACAGUGACAAUGCGUUCUCAACAGCUACAUUUGAAAACUAAGCUAAGUGAUUUUUGAUCACAUAGGCUUCCACCUGUCUAAUAAUAGUGAAACUAAAUUGCAAACAAGUAUGUACUGGAAUACUUGCUGUUAAAUUUACCCUUUUUUAUGUUUUAAGAAGUGCUGUAUUUAACAAGUUGGUUAACUUGAUACAGUCUAGGUAUAUUUUUAGAAUUAAUGAGUCUUUAAAAGCUGUAGUGUGUUUCAGUGUGGGUUUACAUGUUACACAUGUAGACAGCACAUUACAUGUCUCAACUGACUGGCCAGGUGCAUAUAAAACUUCCUUCACUAUCCCUUUUCAAUAUGAAAAGUUGCAUGGCUAUACAAGUUUGUGACAGAAAUCUUAAUCUUUUCCCUAAUGUAUAUGCCAUUUUCCUACCGAGUGUUGUAUAUUAUAUCUGUAACAACAUUUCUUGGAGGAGUUGAAAUUUAUUUUUGUUGUUAAUAUACUGUUAAGCACUGGGCUCUUCAGCUGCUCUGAAUUAUGUUUUACAUGGCACUGAUGUAACGACAAAAAAAUUAUCUAUUGGAUUAUCUUCUGGAACAUGUACAUUAUCAAGUCACCAUUUCAAGUAGUUUAGGGAUUAGUUUUAAUAGGACUUUUGCCUUGGGAAAAAAAAAUCUACUUAUUCUAUGUAAUGAUGCAUUUUUUGCUUGCAUUCUUUAAACAUGGCAUGAGUAUUGGUUAAAUACUGUACCUGUUAGUCAUUGGUCCUUCCAAUUGCUACUAAAAUUUCUUUUAUCUCCGUUCAGGAACGAGAUCCUUUUUAAAAGUAAUGAGUUAUGUGUCUGGAACACUGUUUUAAGGUGGUUAUAAUUUUGCCAUUAUAAGAGUUUUGAAUUAUAGUUGAAGGGGGAAGAUGUCUUUUUGCAUGGUUAUUUGAUUCUGCACAUUCAUAAAACUUAUACGCAGAAAUUAAUCUCAUGUCUUCAUGUUCUAAUUUUUUUCUAAAUGUAUUCAAUAAAAUUCUUAUUACAUGCUG